AAGAAUUUCACUGUGACAUACAUCCAGCAGAUAUGUCAACCCUGAAUUAUUCCAUCUGUCCAAUCACAUUAGUUUUUGCAUGCUUGGUCAUCCUUCACUUGCUCUCCAAUUCUGGAAUUAAUGCUGCUAAUGAUCAAAUGCAUGGAGCAUCAAGUACGGGAAGUGAAGGGAAAGCUCUUUUAACAUGGAAAGCCAGUCUUGACAAUUAUAGCCAAUCUAAGUUGUCAUCCUGGUCAUCUUCUGCAAGUCCUUGCAGCACUUGGAUUGGAGUUCGAUGCAACAAAGCUGGACGAGUAUCAGUGAUUAACAUCACUAGUUCUGGCAUCAAAGCUGGAGCAAAACUAUCUUACUGGUCGUUUGCCCCAAAAUAUUUGCAUUGGUAGCUCACUGACGAGGUUC
Coffea arabica (coffee) is the source of this 399-nucleotide messenger RNA. Lineage: Eukaryota; Viridiplantae; Streptophyta; Magnoliopsida; Gentianales; Rubiaceae. The record is from RefSeq and is a predicted model, not a curated record.